AAAUGAAAUUGAAGAACUACAAUGAAGAUAUUAGGUUCAAAGUAAGGUAGAGAUAUGCUACAAUAUCUGAUUGCAUAUCAAAAACUAUUGAUUCUGAAAUGGUACCUUUAGUGAAACCUCGAUCUCAUAAUAGUACAGCAAAGAAAAUUCAAAUGUCUGCUAUGAUUUCACUCUAGUAUCCUUUUCAAUUUUACAACUAGACCAAAGAGUAUUGAUACUUUUUUUAAUUAUAAACCAAGACUUUCCAAGUCUUAAAAACCAUCAAAUUUACAAUCAUCAAAAUUCUAUAGAAAAUUUAUUGAUCCAAAAUAUAUUACUAGAUCUAUUGAUUAUUCAAAAUUAGAAGAUUCCCAAAAUAAAAUUAAAAAAAAGAAACACUAAAAUUAGAUAGUAUAAUUUUAGGCUAUUUAUAAUAAAAUGAAACUCAUUUUAGAUUCAUACAAAAGUAGAGAAAGAAUUCUUCUAUAAUAUAUUUCUAAAUUAAAACAAGAAUUAAUUACACUAAAAUAAGGGCAUAAUUAAACUCUUUGA
Paramecium pentaurelia is the source of this 531-nucleotide messenger RNA. The record is from the annotation of a GenBank genome assembly. NCBI's taxonomy places the organism in Eukaryota, Ciliophora, Oligohymenophorea, Peniculida, Parameciidae.